AUGGUCCAGGUGCUGUGUAACAACUGGCUGGGCAAGAAAGUCUAUGUGAAGUGCAACACUGACAAUUUAAUGAGAGACCUGAAGAAACUGAGUGUGUCUCAGACAGGCACCUGUUGGAACAAAAUUAUUCUGAAAAAAUGCUACACAAUAUUCAAGGACCACAUGAUCCUGUGGGACUAUGAGAUCCAUGAUGGAAUGAACCUGGAGCUUUAUUACCAAAAGGGGCAGAAUAGCAAGGCAGUUUUCCCAGGCAACUUCUUGAAGGAUGAUGUCUAG
Dromiciops gliroides (monito del monte) is the source of this 276-nucleotide messenger RNA. Its product is annotated as ubiquitin-like protein 5. The record is from RefSeq and is a predicted model, not a curated record. Gene Ontology annotation, biological process: mRNA splicing, via spliceosome; protein modification process. Bases 1 to 276 code for a protein of 91 amino acids. The transcript is spliced from 3 exons. Gene Ontology annotation, molecular function: protein tag activity. NCBI's taxonomy places the organism in Eukaryota, Metazoa, Chordata, Mammalia, Microbiotheria, Microbiotheriidae. Gene Ontology annotation, cellular component: nucleus; cytoplasm.